CGAUCCUCUAGCAGGAGCCACUCAUCUCCCGGCAACAGAUCGUCCUCUCGUAGCCGCAGUGCCUCCAAUAGGAGAGGAAGAAGCGAGUCACCACGUGAGCGUCGUAGAGCUGACAGUGGUGAUGCUCCUUCCCCUCGUGGUGGCCGUGAUAGUGGGUCGGCCUCCCGUAGACGCGAACGUAGCCGAUCUAGGACCCCUGGUGGGAGAGGACCUUCCAGAGAGACGUCAUGCAGUCUACUCACUAGGAAUUUGCCUUACGAUUGUAACCCUAUGAUGCUCCGUGAGGCCUUCGAGAAGUAUGGCGAGAUACGUGAUGUCUACAUUCCUCUUGAUUACUACUCGAGACGCCCGAGGGGAUUCGGCUUUGUUGAAUUCUCCGACCCAAGGGACGCUGAUGAGGCUAAGGCGGCCAUGGAUGGGAAGCGCAUUGGAGGCAAUGCUAUUGAAGUGGAAAUAGCCAAGGAGAGACGCAAGUCCCCGAAGACUAUGAGAAGGAUGGACGAUGACUACAGAGGUCACAGAGGAGGCUAUGGUGGUGGUGGGGGAGGAUAUCGUGACGAUUAUUAUAGAGGCGGUGGAGGAGGAUACAGGGAACGUAGCUAUAGGGGUCGUGGAAGGAGUAGGAGUAGAAGCUACGAUAAUGAUAGGCGAUCGAGAUCCCGUGGUCGAGGUGGCAAAUAUUAGAGUGUGAAAAAAGGACAUUGAUGAGACUAGAAUAUGAGAACUACCUCCUUAGCAAUAC
Molecule: messenger RNA, 742 nt
Organism: Perkinsus marinus ATCC 50983
Lineage: Eukaryota; Perkinsozoa; Perkinsida; Perkinsidae
Product: FUS-interacting serine-arginine-rich protein, putative
Exons: 7
Coding region: 271-684 (137 amino acids)
Molecular function (GO): RNA binding
Source: RefSeq, a predicted model, not a curated record